CCAAAAUUACUGAUCCCAAGGAAAAGUGAUACUCUACUAAUCAUGUGUUCUACUAACUACACGUCUCCGUCGGAUCAGAAACCAACAAUUUCCAUCACACGCAAUAAAUCACCGUUGAUUUCAUCGCGACUCAAAUCCAGCUUCCGCUUCUGUUUUCACUUCCAUAGUCAAAAUCCCCAAUCUUUCAGCUCUUCAUUCUAGGGUUUCUCUUCCAACUCCUUUUCAAAUCUGCAGAUCCGAUAAUUCAAAUUUCCCUCCUAAUUCUGUUAUGAUUGAUUGAAAUUAAAAUGUCAGAGAGUAAUGAUUCGGUGGAGGUAUCUCCCCAAAAUGGAGAUCAUGUGUCCAAUGGAUUAGAAGAAAAAGAGGAAUCUAAUGGACCGAUCAAUCAUGAAACUUUCAUUGAUAAGGAACCGGAAGCGGAAACAGAAAAUGAACCAGAAGCAGAGGUAGAGUCCGAGCAUAUUCCUCACGUGGAAAGUAAAGAAGAUAUGUUCGUUGAUGCACCUGAUGAUAUGCAAGACAAUCAGUUUCAGGAAAUGGACAACGGAAGUAUUCAAGAUGACUCUACACUCGCCGAGAAAGACACUGUUAGAGAAGAGUACAAUGAAGAAAGAGAGGAAUUUGCAAGAGAAGUUGCUAAUCUUCGACGCCAGCUUAGGGAUUUGGCGAAUAAAAAGUCAUUGCGUAGUGAUGAUAAUGAGGUCCAGGAAGACGUGGCUGAUGGUGCUACGUUGAGUGAUAUGAUAAGUGAGUGCUCCCAAUUUGUUAAAGUUUCAUUAGAGGAGAGGUUGCAGGCUGAGAGCACUAUAAGGGAGCUUCGACAACAGAUUGAAGAUCUUAAUGAGAAGGUUCAGGUGGAACAGAACGUUGAAGUUGUUGCAGAUAGGAUGCUGGGUUCUCUUGGUAUGUUGGUUAAUCAAGAAGAGUUGUUGGAUUAUUCUGUUAUGGGGAAGAUUUCUCAUGCUGAGAGAAGUACUUCUUUGUUAGUGGAGCAGUAUAGAUGGUUUCUUUAUGAAGUUGAUCAAUUCAGGCAGUGUUUAUUGGAGGGAGGGUUUAAUGUCGGAGCGCAAGAGGAGUUUGGAUAUGCAUCAGUUUUUGCUGUGGCCCGUGGUGAGUUGCUGGAGCUCAAGAAAACAGAAGCAGAGAUGUUGGAAAAAGUAAGCCAUCUGGAAGAUAUAAAUAGGAAAUUCCUUGAGGAAGUUGAGCAGGAAAAAGCAAAGGCAGAGAUGGCGAGUUCCGAACUUGAAAAAGUAAAGUUGGAGCUUGAGCAGGAAAAGAAUAGAUGUGCUAAUACCAAAGAAAAGCUCAGUAUGGCCGUCACCAAAGGCAAAGCAUUGGUUCAGCAGCGAGAUUCACUAAAGCAGUCUCUGGCUGAUAAAACGAGGGAACUUGACAGAUGUUUGGUUGAAUUGCAAGAGAAGUCAAAUGCAGCUAAUGCUGCUGAGCUAUGCAAGGGGGAGUUGGCCAAAUGUGAAAGCGUGGUUGCAUCAUUGCAGGAUAUGCUUUCUCAAAGGAAUGCUAUUCUUGAAAGUUUUGAGGAAGUUUUUGCUCAGACCAAUAUGCCUGCGGAACUCCAGUCAAUGGAUAUUGCCGAGAGGUUAAAAUGGCUUGUAAAUGUGGUUGCAUCACUGCAGGAAACACUGUCACAAAAAGACGUGGUUUUUGAAAAUUUUGAAGCAAUUUUUUCUCAAACUAGUUUCUUUGAGGAAAUAGAAUCAAAGGAUAUGAUUGAGAAAUUGAAAUGGAUUGUAAAUUUGGUUGCAUCACUGCAGGAAAUGCUUUCUCAAAGGAACAGUACUAUAGACAGCCUUGAAGAAAUUUUCUCUCACACCAGUGCACCUGUGGAAGUUCAGUCAAUGGAUACUGUUGAAAGAUUCAAAUGGAUUGUGGAGGAGAGAAAUUCCCUAAAGGAUGAUUCACUGGAAUUCCACAAACUGAAGGAUGCCUUAUCUUUAAUUGAUAUGCCAGAAACUGCUUCACCAUGUGAUUUGGAAGCUCGAAUAUGUUGGCUAAAGGAUUCAGUCAACCAGGCAAAAGUUGAAAUAAAUUCGUUGCAUGAUGAGAUUGCUAGGAUAAAGGAAGCUGCACAAAGGGAGAUUGACAGCUUAAGUGCUACACUUUUGGCGGAAUCACAAGAAAAGGAAUGCAUUAAAACAAAGCUGGAUGACCUUGCAUGCAAAUUUGAAGGGGCUGCCAAAGAAGCGCAUCAAGCUUCAUAUGAAAAGGAUCAGAUGGUGAGGCUCUUGUUGGCGGGUUCUGGGAUAACAGAGACUUAUUCUGAUGUGGCUACACUCAUUGACAGAUGCUUUGGGAAGAUAAAAGAACAAAUCAAUGCUUCUUUUGAUACUUCUCCUGCCCAUGCUGAGGUGUUUGAAAGAAUGCAGAAUCUCUUGUAUGUCAAGGAUCAAGAAUUGAUGCUCUGUCAGAAACUUCUAGAAGAAGACAUACUGGUGAGGACAGAGGUUAAAAAUCUUUCUAAUGAGUUAAGAAUGACAUCCGUAGAACUUGCUGCAUUGAAGGAAGAAAAAGACUCUCUGCAGAAAGAUCUUGAACGAUCAGAAGAGAAGUCUGCUUUGCUAAGGGAGAAAUUGUCUUUGGCAGUUAAGAAAGGAAAAGGCCUGGUUCAAGAUCGGGAAAACUUGAAACUCACACUGGAUGAAAAGAAAUCAGAAAUUGAGAAGCUGAAGCUAGAUUUACAACAAAAGGAAUCUAUUGUUGCUGACUGCAGGGAUCAGAUAAGUAGUUUCUCUACUGAUCUAGAACGGGUCCCAAAGUUAGAAGCUGAUCUUGUUGCUAUGAAAAAUCAGCGGGAUGAACUUGAGAAGUUCUUGUUGGAGAGCAACAACAUGUUACAAAAAGUUAUUGAAUCCAUUGAUCAGAUUGUUCUUCCUGUUGAUUCAGUUUUUGAGGAGCCUGUAGAAAAAGUGAAUUGGCUUAAAGGGUACAUGAUCGAAUGCCAGCAGGGUAAGGCCCAUGCAGAAGAAGAGCUGAAUAAAAUCAGGGAAGAAACCAGUAUUCUGACCAGUAAACUAACAGAGGCACAACAAACUAUGAACUCACUGGAAUAUGCAUUGUCAACUGCGGAGAACCAGGUUUCUCAGCUGACUGUAGAGAAGAGGGAAGUAGAAGCUGCCAAGGACAAUGUUGAGCAGGACUUGCAGAAAGCAAGAGAUGAAGCUCACGCCCAAACUAGCAAGAUGACAGAGGCUUAUGCAACUAGAAAGUCACUCGAAGCUGCAUUGUCUGUGGCAGAAAAUAAUAUUGCUCUGAUCAUCAAAGAGAGAGAAGAGGCUCAAUUGAGCAGAGCUGCUACAGAGACCGAGCUAGAGAGAGUGAGAGAGGAAGUUGCUAUUCAGACUAGCAAGCUAACAGAGGCUUAUGGAACUAUAAAAUCUCUUGAAGAUGCACUAUCUCAGGCUGAGGCCAAUAUUUCUUUGCUUACUGAACAAAAUAAUCAUGUCCAAGAUGGUAGAACCAAUUUAGAGGAUGAACUAAAAAAGCUAAAAGAAGAAGCUGAGUUACAGGCUAGUAGGCUGGCAGAUGCCUCCUCAACCGUGAGAUCACUGGAAGAUGCAUUGUCUAAGGCAGGAAACAAUGUUUCUGUGCUUGAGGGUGAAAAGAAAAUUGCUGAGCAGGAAAUUUCUACACUUAAUUCCAAGUUGAAGGCAUGCAUGGAUGAAUUAGCUGGAACAAAUGGAAGCUUAGAAACCAGGUCUGCAGAAUUCAUCCAUCACCUUAGUGACCUUCAGAUGCUUAUCAGAAAUGAGAGUCUAUUGCCCACGGUUAGACAACAUUUUGAGAGGGAAUUUGAGAACCUGAAAAACAUGGAUCUCAUUCUCAGAAACAUAAAUUGCCAUUUUGUAAAUGCAAGUUUAGAAGUGCUGCCAAGUCACCCUAUCAUGGAGGAAAAUUGGCAUGUGAUAAAACCUUUUCCACACGACCUUGGUGAUAUUGUACACAGAGAAAUGGAUAAUGGCGAUGUUAAUGCUUCAGAUGUUGACAACAUUUCCAUAUACUUUAAGAAAAUUGUUGAGAGGUUAAAGUCACAAGACACAAUUCUUGUGGACAAUUUUGAAUGUUUCUCUACUUUAAUAGCUGAGUUUAUUGAAGAUCUGUUGAGAAAAGUAAGGGUAACUGAGGAUGCAGUAACUAUUGUUUUGGAGCACAUGGAGUCCAUGAAACAGAAGAUAAAGAAUAUGGAAUUGCAUAAAGAGGAACAAGAGAAAACCAUCACCAUGUUAGAAACAGAUUGUAGAGUUUUACUAUCUGCCUGCACUAAUGCCACGAGCAAACUAGAAUUUGAAGAACUUGGCUCAAUUUCUGGGCUUGAAAAGUUAAGUCCUAGUAUGAAUCUAGAAGUGAUGGAAGUUGAAGCUGAGGACAUGGAGCACCAACAAAGUUUUGAUGGCAGCAGGUAUGCCAAAAUGGCAGAAAAUUUAGUAUUGGCUACAAGAAAAGUUCAAACUCUAAUGCAAGUAUUUGAGAGCACGAGUAACGCGGCUGCUGCCACAAUUGAAGAUUUGCAGAAGAAACUGCUACAAAGCAGAGAAGCUUUUGAGAAAGUCAUAGAAGAAAGAGGUCUAAUUCUGGAUAGGGUUUCUGAGUUGGAGAGCGAUGUUGAAACCUUACAAAAUUCUUGCAAAAAGCUGAGGCUCAAAACAGGGGAUUACCAAGCCAUAGAGGAGAAGUUGAAAGAAAAAGAAGCUGAACUUUCAAAUUUACAUAACAAUUUGUUGAUGAAAGAACAAGAGGCAAAAGAUGCUCUUAUGUCUGCAUCUGAAUUGAAAACCCUUUUUGAUAAGAUAAGGGAGGUCGAAAUUCCUUUUGCACAGUCAGAAGUUUGGGAUAUGCAGCCCUAUAGUUCAGUUGAUGUACAGAAACUGUUUCACAUCAUCGAUAGUGUACCUGAGUUGCAGCAUCAAAUAAAUAAAUUAUCUCAUGAUAAAGACAGGCUACAGUCAACUCUAUCAAUGCAGGUUCAUGAUAUAGAACACCUAAAGGAGGAAAUUGAGAAACAAAUUAGAAAUAACCAAGCUUCUGAAAAGAUAAGCAACGAAAUGUCUGGGAUAACAUUAAGUUUGGAGAAAAUCAUUGAUAUAUUGGGAUGUAGCGAAAUUUUUGGAGACCCAAAAAGCACUAGUGUGCAGAUACUUUUGCCAGUACUAGAAAAACAGAUUCUGGCCUUGCAUUUGGAAGCCAAAAAUUCAAAUUCCCAAGCUCAGGAACUUAGCACAAGGUUGCUUGAGAGCCAGAAGGUUAUAGAGGAAUUAUCAACAAAGAUUAAAUUGCUUGAAGAUUCAUUUCGUAGUAAAACUGUCCAGCCAGAGAUUGUGCAGGAAAGGAGCAUCUUUGAAGCUCCUUCAUUGCCUACUGGCUCAGAAAUAUCUGAAAUUGAAGAUGCGGCCUCAGUUGGAAAGAAUGGGAAUGGGUUAUCUCUUGCUCCCUCAGCUGCUCAACUGAGAACUAUGCGAAAAGGAUCAGGUGACCAUCUUGUUCUCAGUAUUGAUUCAGAAUCUGGUACUCUGAUCAACAACGAGGAAACAGAUGAGGAAAAAGGUCAUGUAUUCAAGUCUCUAAACACAUCAGGUCUUAUUCCCAGGCAAGGAAAGUCACUCGCAGAUCGAGUUGAUGGAAUAUGGGUAUCCGGUGGUCGAGUCCUAAUGAGUCGUCCUAGAGCGAGGCUGGGCCUCAUUGCAUAUUGGCUUGUCUUGCACAUAUGGCUAUUGGGAACCAUCUUGUAACCAAGUUCACCUCUCUGAAUCACUUUUGCAGCAUUUCUUUGUCAGCUAUAGCAACUUGUAUCAUAGAGUUUUUUUUUUUUUUUUUUUUUUUUUUU
Molecule: messenger RNA, 5836 nt
Organism: Jatropha curcas
Lineage: Eukaryota; Viridiplantae; Streptophyta; Magnoliopsida; Malpighiales; Euphorbiaceae
Gene: TNO1
Product: TGN-related, localized SYP41 interacting protein
Source: RefSeq, a predicted model, not a curated record